AUGGUGCGCAUUACAGUUUUUCUUCUAUCCCUUUCCAUCUGUUUGAUGUGGGUCUAAAGAAGAGCAACUUUAAACUUUCGGUAGGCAACAAGCAAUAACAUAUCGAGUAAAUCAUUGUGCCCUUUGCUUUGGGAUUGGAUCCAUAAUCAUUAAUCAAUAUUAUUCUUGCGGAAAGUGUUAAAUCAUUUUCUUCCUUCCUCCCGCCGUUGCGCCGCUCUUUUAUUUAUAUAUUUCAACCUUACCACCAUUCUUAUCUCUUUCUGACUUCAAUAAUGCCCAUAUUCGGCCAUCUACUAUAAUUAAUAUAAACACAAAAUUACACGAAUGAAGCAAAAUAGGAGCUUUGUAUCAUGGUUUGGUUGAGGAUAGAAAAUAAUUGCUUGUUUUACAACUUCUCAUUAGUUUAAACCUGCUUACAAUUUUGAUAAUUAAUUUUAACAGAACAGAACAAAUACAAAACCUUAAUGUUAAUAAGCUGGUUCUAAGAUAUUGAAUCAUUCAAUAAUUUAAUGAAACAGUGGAUAAAAUCAUAUAAUAAAAGGCAUUAUUGGAGCAAUAUGUUAGGGUGAAGUGUCGAAAGGCAAAUCAUAAUCAUUACACAAAAACUGAAAGACAAUAUAAAUAUAAACUGUGAAUAAAAUAUGGCCCUAGCAGAGGCAACACCAAUGCAGCGUUAGAGUUGCUAACCUUUUAAGAACAUAUGUCCCCAUUAAUAAUUACAGUUUAUAAUAUAUAAUACAAUGCUGAAGAUACUGCUUUUCCAACUAGUCCUCUCAAUCUAUUAUAUAUAAACCCUAUUCAUUGCUAUCAAUCAGUCAUCACAAAAUGGGUGCACUUGAUUACCUCUCCCACUUUUGCACUGUAACCACCACUAGGACCAAGCACAAACCAAUGCAGACAGUUGAGAUUAAAGUGAGAAUGGACUGCGAUGGUUGCGAAAGAAGAGUCCGAAAUGCAGUCACUUCACUAAAAGGGGUGAAAUCUGUGGAGGUGAACAGAAAGCAGAGCAGGGUGGUUGUGAGUGGAUACGUGGAUCCAAACAAGGUGUUGAAGAGGGUAAGGAGCACAGGGAAGGUGAGAGCUAAGUUUUGGCCAUAUGUGGAGCAGCAUCUUGUGUACUAUCCAUAUGCCACAGGAGCAUAUGACAGAAGAGCACCUUCUGGAUAUGUCAGAAACGUUGUGCAGGCCUUUCCAGAUCCUCCCCAAGACAACUUUCUCUCCUUCUUCAGUGAUGACAACGUCCAUGCAUGUUCCAUCAUGUAAUCCAUCACCAUCUCCCUCAAAUCAAAUAAAACAAUAAUCUUUCUUCUUCA
Molecule: messenger RNA, 1313 nt
Organism: Vigna radiata var. radiata (mung bean)
Lineage: Eukaryota; Viridiplantae; Streptophyta; Magnoliopsida; Fabales; Fabaceae
Product: heavy metal-associated isoprenylated plant protein 21-like
Exons: 3
Coding region: 826-1263 (145 amino acids)
Molecular function (GO): metal ion binding
Source: RefSeq, a predicted model, not a curated record